AUGAUGCCUUUAACUGGAUUCGAGAACUUUCGGCAUGGACGCGACAGAAGUCUCUUCCAGUUCCAGAUUCAUGUGACACUCCUCACACAAUCAUUACGAGAAAUGCAUCCGAACAUGGAGCAGAUGGUCGUAGAAUCGCGUGAAACAUUGGCUGAACCCCAAUGUUGUGGCCAGCGACAUGGAAAAAUCCAUGAGGUUACCGGACAUAAAUUCACUGCAACGCUGUUUCAUCAGCCGACCUUCUGCUCUCACUGCAAAGAAUUUAUCUUCGGAUUUGGAAAACAAGGUUAUCAGUGCAAAAAGUGCAAGGUAGCCGUACAUAAGCGAUGUCACAAGGAUGUGAUGUGGGGAUGUCCUCAUAAUAAGGAGGAUAACGUGAGAGAAGAGAUCGAAGCGGAAGAUUGUGAGAAUCACACAAAUCAAUUCAACGUCGAUGCACCACAUCAUUUCUCUGCUCGAACAUUCCAUCGUCCAACGUUUUGUAAUCAUUGCGGUUCGUUGCUCUACGGGCUGAAAAAACAAGGUCUUCAGUGCUCCGAUUGCAAUGUAACCGUUCAUAAGCGAUGUCAACUGAAUGUCGCCAAUAUUUGCGGCCUCGACACGAAACAGGCGGCCACUGAGAUAUCACGUCUUCAACCUGGAUUCUCCGAGAUCAUAAACACAUCUUCGGCGAACUUCUCUACGCUUUGCUUACCGUAA
Molecule: messenger RNA, 699 nt
Organism: Necator americanus (New World hookworm)
Lineage: Eukaryota; Metazoa; Nematoda; Chromadorea; Rhabditida; Ancylostomatidae
Exons: 9
Coding region: 1-699 (232 amino acids)
Source: RefSeq, a predicted model, not a curated record